This is a messenger RNA of Heterocephalus glaber (naked mole-rat), 6180 nucleotides long. It is a transcript of the gene Tbx20, whose product is annotated as T-box transcription factor 20. Gene Ontology annotation, cellular component: chromatin; nucleus. Gene Ontology annotation, molecular function: DNA-binding transcription factor activity, RNA polymerase II-specific; RNA polymerase II cis-regulatory region sequence-specific DNA binding. The record is from RefSeq and is a predicted model, not a curated record. NCBI's taxonomy places the organism in Eukaryota, Metazoa, Chordata, Mammalia, Rodentia, Bathyergidae. Gene Ontology annotation, biological process: cell fate specification; regulation of transcription by RNA polymerase II; positive regulation of DNA-templated transcription.
AGGCACCGCCACUGCCCGCAGCUUAAGGCGCAGGGCCGCGGGCGCCCAGGCGCAGAGUCUGUCGCGCCUGGCUGAGCCCCAGACGCCCGAGUUCGGCUUCCCGGCGCCCGCGCCCUCGCCGCGCCGCCCGGCCGUGGUCACCCCAAGCAGCCUAGGCCGUCCCAGCGGUCCCCGGCAGGGGGACGGGAAGGACGCAGAGCGGGCGCCCCAGGCCCCAGAGCGGAGCGCCGCGGAUGCUCGGCCCCGGCCUCGGGCAGCCUGAGCUCCGGCCUGCGCUCCGGGUGUGCGCGCCUCCCCGAGUCCCCGGAGGGUCCCCCCACUUCUCCUCCAGCCCGCGGGAGUCGCUGCUCCUCCGGACUUUGUCGCGGGGCCGUCCGAAGGCUACGGAGCAGCUGCGGGGAGGAGGCUCGAGCUGACCCUUCCCAGUCCCUGCCCGACGCUCGGAAACUUGGCGCUACCUUUCGGGUCUUUGUCUCCCCGGGGACCCCGCACGGCCAAGAGCGCGCCAGGGACCAUGGAGUUCGCGGCGUCUCCCAAGCCCCAGCUCUCCUCCCGGGCCAACGCUUUCUCCAUCGCGGCGCUCAUGUCCAGCGGCGGCUCCAAGGAGAAGGAGGCGGAGAGCACCAUCAAACCCCUGGAGCAAUUCGUGGAGAAGUCGUCCUGCGCCCAGCCCCUGGCCGAGCUGACCAGCCUGGACGCUCAGGGGGAGUUCGGCGGAGCAGGCGGCAGCAGCCCGUCCUCCACCUCACUGUGCACGGAGCCUCUGAUCCCCACCGCCCCCAUCAUCCCCAGCGAGGAAAUGGCCAAAAUCACCUGCAACCUGGAGACCAAGGAGCUGUGGGACAAGUUCCACGAGCUAGGCACAGAGAUGAUCAUCACCAAGUCCGGCAGGAGGAUGUUUCCCACCAUCCGGGUGUCAUUUUCAGGCGUGGAUCCCGAAGCCAAGUAUAUCGUGUUGAUGGACAUCGUGCCGGUAGACAACAAGAGGUACCGCUACGCCUACCACCGCUCCUCCUGGCUGGUGGCUGGCAAAGCUGAUCCCCCGCUGCCCGCCAGGCUCUAUGUGCACCCUGACUCUCCCUUUACUGGGGAGCAGCUACUCAAACAGAUGGUGUCCUUUGAAAAGGUGAAACUCACCAACAAUGAACUGGAUCAACAUGGCCACAUAAUUCUGAACUCAAUGCAUAAGUACCAGCCUCGGGUGCACAUCAUUAAGAAGAAAGACCACACGGCCUCGCUGCUCAAUCUGAAGUCUGAGGAAUUCAGAACGUUCAUCUUUCCAGAGACAGUCUUCACGGCGGUCACAGCUUACCAGAAUCAGCUGAUAACCAAGCUGAAAAUAGACAGCAAUCCUUUUGCCAAAGGAUUCCGGGACUCCUCCAGGCUCACUGACAUCGAGAGGGAAAGUGUGGAGAGCUUGAUCCAGAAGCACUCCUAUGCCCGCUCGCCCAUCCGUACCUAUGGAGGAGAAGAGGAUGUCCUGGGGGAAGAGAGCCAGACCACCUCAAAUCGAGGGUCAGCCUUUACGACAUCUGACAACUUGUCACUCAGCUCCUGGGUAUCAUCUUCUUCCAGUUUUCCGGGAUUUCAGCACCCACAACCCCUGACCGCUCUUGGCAGCAGCACAGCGUCCAUAGCAACACCCAUUCCGCACCCCAUACAGGGCUCUCUGCCACCCUACAGCCGCCUGGGGAUGCCUCUGACCCCAUCCGCCAUUGCCACCUCCAUGCAGGGGAGUGGUCCUACCUUCCCUUCCUUCCACAUGCCGAGGUACCAUCACUACUUCCAGCAAGGGCCCUAUGCUGCCAUCCAAGGACUGCGCCAUUCCUCUGCUGUGAUGACACCAUUUGUAUGACUCUUCCAGAAGUGGAGCAUCUGGAUCCAGAAUGUGCAAGUUAAAAGAAUCUUCAGAGAGGCAAUACUGACCAUAUGACUAACUUCAGUCCAUUUCUACCUAUGGGAAAUGAGAGCCCAUAGAGAAAUAUUUGUAGUGCUGUAGCUUAAGCAUGUUUCAUUUCCUUUAUAUUAGUUCCCUGGGGAAGGAGCUGAGAUCAUUCUGAUGCAUCCUGUUGUGUGGAUGAAGACGUGGUGUUGCCUUCACCAAGCUCUUCUUGCAAUACUGACGGACCUACGCUCAACCAGCUUGGUGUUCAAUGUUGUCUUCUUUCUUCCUACCCCUCUUCCUUGCAGCUACUUGCCAGUGAUAUAGGAAAAAUCUUCCAAAUACAAUGCUGAAGCAAUGGUUGUCUGUGUUCCUGUGCAGAACUGAGGUUUGCAUUCUGCUGACCCAUCCACUGAGAGCACUGCACAGCCUCCACAUGCAGUGCGCGGGGCUUGCUUUCUCUCACAGCCGCAACAAAAAGAUAGCUGUCUUUUUUCCAAAGGAAUUUCCCUGCCGUGGAAGUCAAAGGCCCCUCCAGGUCCCCUUCAGUUUUGGGAAACUUUCUGGAUGUAAAAGUGCACUGGGCCAAAUUCUCAUUUUUGAUAAAUCUGCUUUGUUGCUGCUGCCACUGUCCCAGGGAUUUGAGAAUGACCAUUUCGGUGCUGAGAAAGCCACAAUUUAACAUACGCUCAUGAGCAGUCAUGGACUAUGUAGUUAAUUCAUCCUGUUUUCUUACUGUGUUAUGUUUAGAGACUCCUCUACCAUUUUUCUGAGUCCUUAAUGUGAAAUUGCAUGUUAACUCAGUGACUCCCUGGCUGACACAUUAGCAGUUCUUAUAAGUAAAUUAAAGCUUUAUCCACUUUAUUUUCAACUCAUACCUUCUUAAGCCUUCCUUUAAUGCAUGUAAUAGUAGUCAAUUAUAUUUUAGUUCUAUAUGGUUCUAUAUAACUUGUAUGUUUUUUUUUAGAGCAACAUAUAUCUUAGCAUUUACAAUCAGGGUAGAACAUUUGGUCAUUUGUGACAGUUAAUUUCUCUAAUAAUAGAGACUUAAUGAAGUUAAUAAUCUUUCAACUUUGGACAUAAUGCUUCCCAGCCACAGAAUGUAAUCUGUGUUCUUAGCAAAUUUCCCCAAAACCCUAAUUUAAUUUUUGUAUGUCAUUUCCAUUCUAUUCCUUUCUUACUGCAAAAGUAUCGAAUCUGUUAAAAGAGAUGGGAGAUAUUGCUACUGACAACAGGAGUAUAUUUGGGGGUAAAUGCAAUAUACUUUUCACAUCAGCUCCUGUGGGAUUUUAUUUGGUUAUGUUAAUGUUAGCUUUGUCUAUAUCAACUGCCUUGACUGAGCUUGUCCAGCCUGUGACACAGGGCAUCAUGGCAUACCCUGACUACGUGGUGCUGUUGUCGGAUUUUGCACUUGCCACCUCCACUGAAUCCCAAAGUUUACUUGCAAAGAAGCAUGGAUGUGUUAGCCAAGCAUUUCAAAGUCCUGUGCCAAACACUCAUUUGUAGCUUCCUGCAUGUUAUACAGUAUCCAUGGGUAGUUUGUUUUCAAACAAAGUAUAGAUGUGCAUUUCUUUUAAAAGGCAGUUACAGGCAAUGUUUAAAAUAAAUACCCAUAGAGCUAGGAUAGGGGUUUAAUAUUUAAUUGGCUUGUUGCCACUGCUCCUUUGAAUUCAGCACUGCUGCUUAAAGCAGGAAUAACAAAAGAUGCUUUUUUACAUGAUGCUAUCCAAUACCUUGAUAAAUUCCUUGUCUCCUAAAGUCUCCUAAAGUGAAUCUGUCUGGAUUUUCUUUUCAAAGAGAAUGAAAGGAUUAUUUCAAUCCUAUUUUGACAGCUCUCUCCAUCCGUGUUUACGAGUCUUUUGUUAAAUAUGGUUUUGUACAAGUAUUUCCUGACUAUAUGGCUUUGUUGUGUUUGUUAAGCAACUGGAAACUGAGGUAAGUAGACUUUCCUUGGAGGAGAAAGCAAAGCAUACUCUUGGGAAAAAUCUGACCUGAAAUUCUGAAUUAGGUCUAUAUUUUCAGUGUAGACAUCACCUGCACCAGAGAGAGGAAGCACAAGGGAAAUAGAGCUGAACUGAACCACAGCUGCUGUAGCCAUGGGGACAGGAGCUCCACCCACUGGCCCUUCUGGACUGUGGUGGUUUUCGGUUCUGAUUAACCCCUCAGGAGGGAGGUUAGUGUGUGAAAUUCCAAAGACUGUUGUACCAAAAGGGACUGCUAGAACUAGAUAGUUAGUGGGAAAGCUGACUGAAUAAUAAUAACCACGACUUAUCAUAUAUUUGGAAUAAACUCAGGGUUUUCCCUCUAAGUUUAUUACAGUAUCACAAAAAAUACUGCUGAUGUGCAGCACUGUCACAGGGAGCAGGACCUGCCAGACUCACUUUACUGAACUUUAAUUAAUUCAUAACUAAUUAGGUUCUGCAUUUGUGAUUUGCUUUUAAACAUUUAUCAAUACUUCUAAGUUCACUGAUUUUUAAAAUUAUUUAGUAAAUCUUUCCUCCUCUGCCAACUCUUAGCAGUACAUAAGUAAAAAUACUUAGCUUGCAUCUAAGAUGCCACAAAAGAUUAGGCGAUGCAGUCUAGACUCAUAACUUUGUGUUGUGUUGCUGGCUUAUUUGAGUUGAGAGCACAGGUGCAAGGUCUGUAAGCCCAUCACUCCUACUAGGUGGGCACUGAGUAUGUGGUAUUAAGAAGCCUCCUGAUAAUGAUUCUUCAUCUCACCGAAGUCCUCUGUAGGAGCUGCAUAUUUCAAGGUCUCCCUCCUUCCACCUUGACUCCCAUCUCUGUCAUUUUGUUUCUCCAGCUCCUGCCCUAAACAAAAAUAAAAACAUCUGAGAAACAGUCUUAGAUGUGAAGCAUUAUCGUCACAUCCUGCUUAUGGAUCUGAGAGAGAGCUGUAAGGAUGUUUACCCCAUUUCUGUGCCACACAUGAGCUUUUUUAGGCUGACUAGCUGAAUUAUAUUGAGGAAAAUCACCUUCAAAGUGGGUGGAAUGACUAUCACCCUAUUAAAGUCAUAGAGGUAGUCAGGUGUGAUAGUGCACGGCUGUAGUCCUUGCACUCUGUUUGAGCCCAGCCUAGGCAGCUGAGCAACUUAGCGAGAUGCUUUUCCUCAAAAUACAGAAAGGACUAGGGGCUGAGGAUGUGGCCCAAGCAGCACAGCACCUGCCUGGCAAGCGUAAGGCCCUUAGUUCAAUUCCCAGUACCAAAAAAAAAAAAAAAAAUGCUGGGGAUUCACUCAUUGCGAAGGCUUCAAUGCCCAGUACUGAAAAAUAAAAACACAAAGACAAGCUUCGCAGUGACUCAAUAACUAAAGCUGCAAUUAAUCAGUUCUGUAGUGUACAGGGUAAUAUAUUGCAAGAAAACUAUUUUUAUUCCAUCUUCCAAUGACUAAAUAAGGAAAAUUAUUUUCAUUGUUAAAUGGGCAGGGGAUUGAUAAAUAUUAAAACAAAAUAAUAGUAUGCUUCAAAUCUAGACAAAGCGCUAGAGAGAUUUUCAGCUUACUCCUCUAGAGAACUGUGCCUGAAAGGAGGGUAGGUUUUAUAUGAACUUUUAUAUUGCUUGAGAAGGAAAGGAGUUUUUGUAAGCCAGCAAAGGAAAGGCUAAAAACUCUUAAAACUUUAGAAAAUCAUAAAACUCUUUCUUCAUUUACUAGUCUGGGCCAGCUAUAAAAUAUUCCAAUGCUUAUCUUUCUUCAGCAUGCUUAAAUAUAGUAUUCAUUUAUAAAUAUUUGGUGGGCACAUAAUCCACAAGUAUUUUCCAGCCUUUGUUCUCUGUCUGUCCCUCAAAUAAUUUUAAUCCCCACCCUUUUAUAAAUAGAGUACCCUGGGAACAGGAAAAUAAAAAAAAUUUGUGAGAUAAUACAUCUGGACAAUAAAUAGUACAAUGUGUUGUAUUUUACUUUUGGUACAUUCACAUACUGUAUUUGGUUUUUUUUUUAAUUUUCAGAAACAUAAAAGAGUUCUUUUAUUUCUGAGAGGAUGAAAUUGGAUGUAGCCUCUUUAGCAGACUGUCACAGUUUUUUGUGUGCUGUGUCUUCAUUUGCUUAACGGAUUGCGCGAGAACAGUCACCAUAAUGAAGUGUGUGUCGGGGUUGGGGGGCCGGGCAUGGGAAAUGUUUUAUGGAAAAAACAAAGUUAUAAGCCUAAUACUAUGAAGUAACAUCUAAUGAAGUUCUUUUUAAGUGCAAUAUAUUUAUUUCUGCUAGAAAUGUAUUAUCAACCUUAUGUAAUAUUUGAAGCAUUACAUGUUAUUUGUAAACAGCUUAAAAUUAUAUAUUACUCCAGAUUGUACAGCAGUA